CAUAAGUGUUUAAAUGGCAUCCACAAGGCGCCGCCGCCUUGUUCCGUGCUUUUUGGGAAUACUCCUGAAUGCUUUAAUCGGUGUGAUGAGCGAAGCGGAGCUGUCCUUCACACUGGAGCCCAGUGACAUCAUCGCUGUACAGGAACAGCCCCUCAUGCUCCACUGCCAGGUGGACGGAAUUCCCCCAAUUACGACACAGUGGAGACACAACGGCAUGCUUUUAACUCAGGAUCAGCAUCACACCACCUUCAUCAAUGGCUCCCUCCUCAUUGGUCACUUCCAGAAGACCAAAUCUGAUGGCUCAUCUGACGAGGGCGACUACGAGUGCAUGGCCCAGAAUUAUUUUGGGCUGGUGGUGAGCCGCAAGGCCCGUAUUCAGGCAGCAACCAUGGCAGACUUCCAUGUCCAACCCGAGUCGGUGCAUGCUGAGGAGUCUGGUGUGGCUAGAUUCCAGUGCCAGAUCCAUGGUCUGCCAGAGCCUGUCAUCAGCUGGGAGAAAGACAGCCGCGCUGUGGACACCAAGGACGAGAGGUACACUCUUCUGCCUACAGGUGUUCUGCAGAUUACAGGAGUGCGUGAGGAGGACAGUGGAAAGUUCUGCUGUGUGGCCCACAACAGCGCAGGAGUGAAACACAGCACUGAGGCACUCCUCACUGUUUCAGGCUCCCAGUCAUCUGUUUACAAAGAGCCUAUGAUCCUGGUCGGUCCAGAAAACCUCACCCUCACUAUUCACCAGACCGCCAUCUUGGAGUGUGUUGCUACCGGAUACCCUCGGCCCAUCGUGUCUUGGAGCAGACUAGACGGCCGCCCCAUCGGUGUGGAGGGAAUCCAGGUACUCGGCACGGGGAACCUGAUGAUCUCAGAUGUUCGUGUGCAGCAUUCAGGGGUCUAUGUGUGCGCUGCUAACAAACCAGGGACCCGUGUUCGUAGGACUGCUCAGGGACGUCUGGUGGUCCAAGCUCCAGCAGAGUUUGUUCAACCGCCGCAGUCUAUCGCUCGGCCCGUCGGCACCACCGCCGUCUUCACCUGCCAAGCACAAGGCGAGCCUGAGCCCCAGCUCACCUGGCUGAAGAAUGGGCAGAUUCUGGAGCCCAGGGGACACGUCAAACUCAAGAAAAACAACAGCACGCUGACCAUAUAUGGUAUAAGCCAGGAUGAUGAGGCUAUCUACCAGUGUAUCGCUGAGAACAGCGCCGGCUCCACACAGGCCAGUGCCCGCCUCACGGUGCUCUGGGCUGAUGGACUGCCUGGUGUGCCCACCCAUGUACAUGCCGAGGCCCUCUCACCCACCACCAUCCUGGUGUCCUGGAGGGAGCCCGAUCAGAACACUCAGGACAUAAUCGGUUAUGUGCUCCACAUCCGCAAGACCUCAGACUCACCGGAGAAGGAAUAUCAGGAGGCCGUCAGCAAGGUGACGCUGCAGCAGAUCAUCAGGGACCUGGAGCCCUCCACCAGUUACACCUUCUACGUCAAGGCCUACACAUCCCACGGGGCCAGCAAACCAUCGGACAGUACCACCGAGAGCACUUGUGGGGAGGUUCCAGCGCCUCCUUCCCUCUACACCAAGGUGGUGAACAGCAGUGUUAUACAAGCAACGUGGGAGCCUUCCUCUAAGAUGGGCCAACAUCAAGGCUUCAGACUAUAUUACAGAAGAGCCCACACACCACUCUUCACUGGUCCCAUUAUGUUCCCUCGCAACUACACCCAGUACAUCAUCACUCAGCUGGAUCCUGCACUGGUUUAUGAGAUAAAGCUGCUUGCAUACAACCAACACGGAGAUGGCAAUUCCACCGUGCGAAUUGUUUCACUUCGGGAGGCAGUGGAGAAAUCUGUGUUGGACGGUCCAUGCGACUGUGUGAAAGAUGACCAGAGCAAAACAUCCACUACAGGCAUCAUAAUCGGCAUUCACAUCGGAGUCACCUGCAUCAUCUUCUGUGUGCUCUUCCUUGUCUUCAGCUACCGCGGCAGGUUAAUGAUGUGUAAGACAGUUCAGGCCACCCCCCAGGCACGGCAUAGCGCAGUGCUGGAAUCCUCUUCCUCUUCCCAGGGGGCCUCUGGGCUUAACGGGGCUGCCAGGAGAGAGAUGGAGGUCAAUGGCAGCGCAGCAGGGAAGAAAGUGGUUGACAGCAACGAGCUCGAGAGACUAUUCACCCAACCCAACACAUGCAUGUCCAACUCCUACGUGCUGAACAACACCCAGCUGUCUACAAUACCGCUGGAUGAGUUUGCGGUGGAGCUAGAAACACAGUUCCAGGAGCCUCCUGCAGCAGGACCGAGUCGGCAGGACCAAGGCUAAUCAUGUAUGAAGGCCAUUUCACACGACACUGUCCACAGUGUCCACUUAGACUCUUCUCUCACUCAGGUUGACAAGUGUUUCCUUUCGAAGUAGUUUGUUUUUUUGUGCAAAUAUAUUUUUUU
Molecule: messenger RNA, 2418 nt
Organism: Micropterus dolomieu (smallmouth bass)
Lineage: Eukaryota; Metazoa; Chordata; Actinopteri; Centrarchiformes; Centrarchidae
Gene: igdcc3
Product: immunoglobulin superfamily, DCC subclass, member 3
Exons: 14
Coding region: 14-2296 (760 amino acids)
Biological process (GO): axon guidance; cell-cell adhesion
Cellular component (GO): axon; plasma membrane
Molecular function (GO): protein binding
Source: RefSeq, a predicted model, not a curated record